UGUCCAAUCAGGUGAAGAGCCUGAAGCUCCGGAAAGAAGCAGAUGAUAUGGCAGCUUUGAGAGCGACCAGGUGGAACUUGCUUUGUUAACAUGGCUGAGCGUUUGAUUAUGAAACCCCUCUGACUCUGAGACGGCAGCUACUCACAAUGAUUUACUUAAUAUUGAUUUCCGCGUUCUCCGGAGCGCUCGUUACGUUGAUAUUACAGUUCUUGCUGAUAUACCGGAGAAACCCCGAGCCCACAGGCAGGACAGAACAGUAUGUCAAAGUAGUGCCUGAUAACGCAUUGAAGGAUUACUUUAAUACCCAACAUGCCGAACCAGGCCAGCAGCAGCAGGACAGCUCAGCAUCUGCUGCAUCCAAACAGCAAGAGGCCGUCUCAGGCCGGCAGCAGGAAGCGGCUGUCAGCGGCGGCAGCCCCAAACAUCCGCCACCGCCUUCCCAAAGCGAGCUCGCUGAUGCGGACAAACCUGAAACGUGCCAUUUCCUAAACGCUAUAUUUUUGUUCCUAUUCAGAGAGCUCCGGGACACCCCUGUGGUCAGACACUGGCUCACCAAAAAGAUCAAGGUGGAGUUUGAGGAGCUGCUGCAGACCAAGACAGCAGGACGGCUCCUGGAGGGACUCAGUCUCAGGGACAUUUCCCUGGGCAAUUCUCUGCCGGUCUUUAAAACGGCCAAACUUAUGAAGCCGGUGCAUUUGAACGAGGACGGUAUGCCCGAGGAGCUCAACUUUGAGGUGGACAUCGAGUACAAUGGCGGCUUUCACCUCGCCAUCGACGUAGAGCUGGUGUUUGGGAAGUCCGCGUACCUGUUCGUUAAGAUGAGGCGCGUGGUGGGCAGGCUGAGGCUGCAGUUCACGCGCAUGCCCUUCUCCCAUUGGUCCUUCUCCUUCCUCGAGGACCCACUGGUAGAUUUUGAGGCGAAGUCACAGUUCGAAGGAAGGCCGCUGCCUCAGCUAACCUCCAUCAUAGUUAACCAGCUCAAACGGGUCAUCAAAAAGAAACACACCUUACCAAACUACAAAAUCAGAUACAAGCCCUUCUUCCCAUUCCAAGUGCAGCCUCCUCUGGGUUCGGCUUGUGAUUUGGACCUGUCAGUCCAGGACAGCAGGCUGGUGGAAGGCCGACUUAAAGUCACCCUUAUUGAAUGUAGCAGACUGUUCAUACUGGGCUCUUAUGACAGAGAAACCUAUGUUCACUGCACCCUGGAGCUGAGCAGCCACCAGUGGAAGGAGAAGACUCGCAGCUCCAUCAAACGGACUGAGGUUAUCAAGGGGCCAUGUGGCAGUGUGGGGAUGACGUUCAGGCAUGUCCCUGCCAGUGAAGGGGAUGCAGUGCACGUCAGCAUCGAGACGGUGACGCCUAACUCCCCUGCAGCCACGGCAGACCUGCAGAAGGGUGACCGCCUCAUUGCCAUCGGAGGUGUCAAAGUGACAUCCUCGGUUCAAGUGCCCAAACUGUUGAAGCAGGCUGGAGACAGAGUGGUGGUACUUUAUGAGAGACCAGUACGUCACCAAACUUACUCUUUUGGAAGCCUGGGCACUCUUCAGGAAGGGUUUGGGCAGCUAGAGGAAACAGGUUUUAUUUCUCAGUCGGGGGGUUAUGAGGAAGACCCUGCCCCAAUCACAACCAUUUCUGACAUACCUGACAACAAAGACAUGGAUUCUGAGUUUGAAGAGUUGAUUGUGGACUCCAAACCUAGCCAGAGUGGUGGUCCUAACAGCAGUACCACUAAUACCAGUGACAUUAAGGAGGAUUCCUUACUUACAGUAAACCAAAGCCCCAAAAGGACUGUGGCCAACUUGGCCUCUAAGCCCCUUGGUACGAUAUCACCUAUCCUCAACCGCAAGUUAAACCUGGUGGGUCUCCAGUCACCAUUAAAGCCCCAGCCCAAAGAAUCACCAAAGCCGUCACCACAUAAGACCACUAGUGAUCCUGGGGAAGGUCUGCAACGGCCAACCAUCCCUCCCCCACCUCCACCUUCUCGACCCCCAGUACCGCCAAGACCUCAGAUAAGGUUGACAUCAGCCUCCUCAGAAACCAGUCUUUUGGAAGGUGUUGAUUCUGUUACAACUACAAAUACUACUGUUGGUCCUACCAUGACUACCACCAUCAGCACUACUGAAAAAUCUCCAGAAAAAGCUCCUCUCACUGGAACCAAUGAGGAUAAAGCUGGCACUGAGAAGAUAUGUGUGAAACAGGCUGAGGUGAAACAGUCUACCCGGCCAGCAGAGUCCAGUGAUGAGCUCCCUUGUGCUGUGACUAGCAGCAGCAAGAUUGAUCAAGCAAAGGACAAAAUUUCAGAAAGCUCCUGCAGCACAAGGGACAGUCUAGAGGAUCACUCCCUCUGGGAAUCCCCAGAAACCAUGUUUCGUAACCAGACAGCACGCUGGCCCAAGGCCUCUGUGGUGUUUGAGGUGGAGAGCAACCAUAAGUACCUUAAUGUGGCCCUGUGGUGCAAAGAUCCCUUUAAGCUGGGCAGUUUGUUGUGCCUGGGUCAUGUCAGCCUCCAGCUAGAGCAUUUAGCCCUGGAAUGUAUGGCCACAUCAUCAGCCGAGUACCAGAGCACCUUUAGGUUGGGGCCUCCAGAGCCCAGAGCUAACGUCAGCCGCACUGCACUACGCAGCCUCAGUACCCACAAGGGCUUCAAUGAGAGGCUGUGUUACGGAGAUGUUACUCUGAAUUUCUGUUACUUAGCUGAGGGUGAACUAGAGUAUCCAGGGGGACUAGCAGAAAGGGAGCGAGAGGGGAGUCUCCAUGAUGAGGAUCUAAGGGAGAGGGAGAGAGAGCAUAUCCCCUCAGCACCACGUGAUGACUUGGCCUAUGGCACCAUGCAGUUGGUGGAGGUUCGUCACAACUUCCAGGACACCCAGUUCCAGAACCCCACCUGGUGUGAAUACUGCAAGAAGAAGGUUUGGACCAAGGCAGCCUCUCAGUGUAUGAUCUGCGCCUAUGUUUGCCACAAGAAGUGCCAGGACAAGUGCCUCACUGAGAAUCCCUUCUGUGUGGCAGCAACUGAACGUCGUGGAGCUGACCCUGAAGCCAAAUCUACCAUAAACCGGGCAACCACUGGCCUAACGCGCCAUAUCAUCAACACCAGCUCCCGCCUGCUUAACCUCCGCCAGGUGCCCAAGACUCGGCUGGUUGAGCAGGUGGCUGAUGUGGUACCUGGAGUGGUGGAACCCUCGCCCAAGCAUACCCCCAAUACUUCAGACAAUGAGAGCAGUGAUACUGAGACCUACACCAGUGGCGCCAGCCCCUCAAAGCAGCCUGCCGGCAGUGGUAGCAGCAGUAAGCUUGUACGAAAAGAAGGUGGGUUGGAUGACAGUGUGUUCAUUGCUGUGAAGGAGAUAGGCCGUGACCUCUACAGGGGGCUGCCCACAGAUGAACGCUCCCAGAAGCUUGAGUUGAUGCUGGACAAGCUGCAGCAAGAAAUUGACCAGGAGCUGGAGCACAAUAAUGCACUUCUGCUGGAGGAGAGAGAGGCCACAGAUGCCCGGCGCAAGGUCCUAAUUAGUACUGCCCUGGCCAAGUCUGGGGAGAGACUCCAGGCCCUCACCCUGCUAAUGAUCCACUACCGAGCAGGCAUUGAGGACCUGGAGUCAGUGGAGAGCACUUCUCCUUCAGAGCAACAAGGCUUUAAAGGCAAAGGAGAAGCCCUGGAGGAAGAGGCCCUGAUGGGGGCAGAGGUCUAUGACAGUGACAUAUGCAGCCCUGUGGAGGUGCAGCUGCUGGACGACAUUACUGAGGAGCAGAUCUGUGUCGAGGCACUCCACUAAAUAAGACUUGAAAAGAGAAAGAGGAGGAACAAGUGCUUUGGGCUCAGGCCUCCCAGCUAAUUUAUGUCCAGUUUGUUAUUUGAGAUUGGGAAAUUUCAGAAGUGCGUUUUAAAUAUGGGGGAUAUUGGGAUUUUAUUUUACAUGAAAAAGAACAGAUGGGUAAAGGAAUUUCCUCCCUAAGGAUUCAUGGUAAACCUGUUAUUGAUGUUUUUAUUUGCACAGUGUGAUGCCGUUUCUAUGCUCUGGGUUUUUAAAGGGAAGCUUGAGAGCUACGCUAUUCUCUGCCCUCAGUAGUGCUGCAUGUGUAUUCUCCAGUUUUGUUUUUCUGUGGCUUCAAAAUGUCAUUGUAAGCAUUUAUUUUACUUUGCUUUCUUGUCCGUAACUGCUUUGACGUAAGGACUUAUGUCACUUCUGUGGUCUUCUAGUCUGAUACAUCUGAACUUUGGAAAAGAAAAAGAACUGUUCAAUAUUUGUUUGCUGUGAGUAACAAGCCCAUAUGAAGGAGAAAUAUUUGAGUUUAACAGUGUGAAUACUGCUAGGGAAAAGCAGGUUUAGACAUCCACUCAGUGGAACUCCUUUGUCUACGGACCCUGCAAUACAUAUCUUUUCUUUUGAGCACUUUUUUUUAACUAUUAUAUUUUAGAUGUUUUUCUCCCUGCUCACAAAGCUCUUUGGGAUUUCAACAGCUGCAUCAUUAUUAGUGGAAUCUUAUAUGUAAUUUGCCUCUUUCUUUUGCUUUGUUUGUUUGUAUUGGUUAGGCCAAAUGCAUCUGACUAUGUUACCCAUAUUUUUCUUAAGGAGGUUAUUGUCCUGGUUUAUAGUUAAUUAAUUAAUUUUUGUUUUUUUGGUCUUGAUCAGAACUUUUAUGGGUGCAAUGUGAGAAUGACACAUAAUUGACUUUUUUUGAUUGAUCUCUGAACGAAUGUUACUGCUCUCAUGAUGUUAAGAUUCUCCAACAUUUAUUUAAUUGGUUAAUGUGUGCGUGUUUGUGUGUAUGAAGAUGAUGUGAUUUAAUGCUGAUCAUUUGCCUUGAUAAGUUGUUUUGAUGUUUUCAUGCCCAAAUGAAUGUGUGUUUAGCCCUUUCUGUGUUUUGUGUAUAGACAGCUGUUUGGCACUGCCUCCCACCAUUUUCUUGCAAAACAAAAGCAAGCAUUAAUGUAGCCUGUUACAGUGAUUCUGUCUUAACCAGCUCCAGCUCCCAAGUGCUAUCCUGUUAAUUUCUCUUUUAUGCCCUCAUAGAGCCACUGGAAGAUAUAGUUUUGUAAGGAAGGAGUAUCUUACUCUUGCAUAUCAAAAGGAAAAAUCUACCCUGAAACACUGGAAAUGUUUUUUUAUGUCCUUUUCUUUCUUUAUCCUGAAGAUUAUUUUGCCAAUCACUUCCACAUCACAUAUUUCCAGCACAAAUACAGUUGAGUUUGUCAGUGGAUACUGAGUGAGAUUGAGAUUGAUUGAAUAUCAGAAUUUUGACGUUCAACAAGCAUACAGGGAGAACUCCAUUAAAGGAUAGUCAACUCGAUUGAAAGUAAGUGGGCUUUCUGAAGGAAAACAACCCUGCGUUCAAAACAGACUAUGAAACACGAAUCCAGUUGGAGUAAUGGGUUGAUGAGUUUAAAGGUUUAUCAGACACUAAAACACUACACAGACAUAAAGUUAUCUCUGCAGCAAUCAUUUUGUCUUUGAUCCUGACCAUCGCAAGGUAAGCAGUAGAAAUAUACUGUUCACGUUUAAAACUAAUCUACUAGGGAUGUGCGCUUCCAAGUGUUUGAUUGGCCACUACAGCACCUUGCCUGAUGAUGCAUUGCAUUGAGGCAAAGGUUAAGGCAACUUUUAAACUGGAUAAUCCUGCCUUGGCCCCUACACUGUGCCUCUGAAGUAGCCUUAUUAAUGCUGAAGACACACCAGAUCUGACUGAUGUCAAGUUAAUGGAUCAUAUUUGUUUUUUGAAGGAGAGCAGGGGAUUAUCUGGCAGCGUGGUUAUGCAAAUAAAGUCCGUCCUGUGUAAUGCCGCAGGCUUACAAAAGUCAUCUGAUCAAAUACGAAUAAAGAUUCUGUUACUACAUCAAAACAAGUGUUUUCAGAAAAAUGUUUUAGUGAACUGUUUAGCCUUAAUGUGUAAACCUAUCUGGGCCAGCCACCACAUUGAUCAUGGCAGAUCCAGAACCAAGCACUGCCCAACUCACAGUUUUGUCACCUACCAGCCAGUACAUCCAGAUCUGGAUUCUGUGUGUUUGCUGCAUAACACCUUUAUAUACCUUCUCCAUUAGUUGUUGAAUGGCAUUUUAAUUAAGUCUUCAGUAUGGUUCAAAGAAAGUGCCAGCAGCAUCUGAAACCUCCAGUCCAACAGUGAGAGAUGGUCCCUGGGUCAAUCAACUUUUAUACACAACAAUCUGACAGCCCACUUUAUGUAGUGUGCAGAGGUGCAUAGGUGUAAAGCUACUUCCAUUUAUUUUUCUGUGAGCAAGUACAAAUACAACACGUUAAUGAUUCUGAGGUUAAACUUAUCCUUAGUGUACCCUGCACCCAUUUGUACAAUUCAUUGUGUUAACACACAGGGUGUAAGGUGUAAUAGAGUAAUCAGGAAAUGACCAUGAUGUAGCUAAGGAGAGUUGGCCUUUGAGUUUAGCCAUUGGGAACAGGUAUAAACACUCUUGCUUUUAGACGUGUUUGAUGACACAUUGUGCAAAGGAGUUGAAACAUACUGAGGGCUUUAGGGCAGGUGUUUCCAACCUUCUAAGAACCAGACAGUUUGUUCAUCAACAGCAUUGUUGCAGACCAGUCGACCCAAAGCCUCGACGACUUAAAGUAAAGAACAGAUUAGGUAUCUCCCUAAAGAAACUUUCAAACUCUGUUUUUGUUUUGUACUGAUUUAGCUAGCUAGUUGCAGCAGUCAUAGGAACACAGCACUUGCAAAAGAUAAAAUUGCUAAAUAAAAUGGGUAUGUAGGUGUUGAGGUUGCGUAUUGAUGACCGACUUUCGAAAUCAGUCUCCUGUUAUUGAAUAUUAUUGUUCUUAUUGGUAUAUUGUUUCUUCACAGCCCGAUAGAAUUGUACAUAGCCUGGUACCAGUAAUGGGUUUUAAACCACUGAAUUAGGGCUAGGACUAUGGUGACAUUUUUUAAUUUUAGUACAAAAAAAAUAUGAUGGUAGAUUUAACCAUUGACAUAUGAAAGAUGGCGGUCGGGUCUCCACUUCCUCUCUGUUCAAAAAUUGCAUAUAUUCCAAAUAUGGAGGCCGCAUCGAAGUCCUGCCUAUACACCUAGCUGACUCAAUCGCUAGCAGGGCUCAGCUAUCAAUCAUGAUGUAAAACCUCUUUUUAUAGCUUCAGAAAACACAUCAGCAUGAUUAAAACAACCUAAAAUGACAGAAACCAUCUUUGGGAAAAAUUGUUGUAAGUGUAUUUUGUCUUUUUAGUUUGGCUUAUCGGCUAAUAUGGAGACAGCACUGCAGUCAGCCACCAGGGGGCAAUUAAGAUGUUUUAGCUUAUUUUAAAGAGCUGUCAUGUUAUCCAUCUUUAUAUAUGAAUUCAACAAAUAGGACAGUAACAAGACAUCAGCCAAAAUGCAUUGAAAACAAGAGUUACCAGAGGGUAGAUUUUUAAUGUUUACUCUACAUUAAAAUCCAAAAGGACUCGUCCGGGUUAAUGGGAGUAAGUAAUCGAGACUCUAAGAAAGCAAUGGUACAUUUCCUGUUCUUUUCUGUGUAAUAGACAUGUUGCUCAUGUAGAUAAUGGCUUACUGGCUGCUGUACUUCAAUCUCGUCAAUCUCUUUUCAGUUUCUAUGUAUCCAGAUUUUUUGUGCUAUAUUUUUGUUAGAAAUUAUGCUGAUAAUUAGUAAUGAAUCUCCAUGUCUGUGAUUUUCUUUCCUUUUAAAAUGUGCAGUCUGUGUUGUCAACUGUCUGCUAAUGUAACCUGAGGGAUUUUUGGGAACCAAUGAGAACCUGUUCACUCUGAGUUCACUCUGUAAACCCCUCCUUUGGCCUGAGAAGCAGUGCUUUUGCUGCUGCUGCCGCUGCUGUUGUUAGAAUGUGCUCUUUCACAGAACCCAUAGUCACACGAUUCUGCCCCACCCGCCCGCCCACCCACCCUAACCUUUGAAACUACACUCACAAUAUGACUGACCACCACAGUUUGUUUCUUUUUGUGUAUGUGAGGGAUGUUGUACACAGUUUUUGAGAAGGCUCAUGUGAUGAAGCUUUAUUGUACAUAACCUAAAUAAACAAGCUCAAAUAAA
This is a messenger RNA of Dicentrarchus labrax (European seabass), 8005 nucleotides long. RefSeq names its product PDZ domain containing 8 (gene pdzd8). Gene Ontology annotation, cellular component: mitochondria-associated endoplasmic reticulum membrane contact site. The record is from RefSeq and is a predicted model, not a curated record. The transcript is spliced from 5 exons. Bases 147 to 3776 code for a protein of 1209 amino acids. Gene Ontology annotation, biological process: mitochondrial calcium ion homeostasis. NCBI's taxonomy places the organism in Eukaryota, Metazoa, Chordata, Actinopteri, Moronidae. Gene Ontology annotation, molecular function: lipid binding; protein binding.